Molecule: messenger RNA, 3761 nt
Organism: Exaiptasia diaphana
Lineage: Eukaryota; Metazoa; Cnidaria; Anthozoa; Actiniaria; Aiptasiidae
Product: proteoglycan 4
Exons: 15
Coding region: 149-3505 (1118 amino acids)
Source: RefSeq, a predicted model, not a curated record
UUAACACUCUAGGUGUGGUUGUAUUUGAUUGGUUUAGACAUAAAGGUCAGGCUAUUAGGGCCCUGUAGAUUCUAUUGCAUUUCAAAUGCAUUGUUCUGGAACCUUCAAAGACUAAAAAUUGGUUUAACUUUUAAAGAAAGGUGUUAAAAUGUCUUCCAGUGUGAAGGUUGACUUGGGGAUUUCAAAAUAUUGUAAAAGCUAUGAAUUCAAGACUGACUGGCUUCACCAAAGACCAAAUUCUGGCUUCUUUCACAGCCUUCAGCUGAGUGAUCAAGAGUAUGAAGAAGACAUGAAAGAUGAGAUUGACAAUGUUAUGGGUUUGUUGGACAAAAUGAAAGAAGAAAGACAAGAAGAAAUGUUAUCUUCACAGUCUGAAAGAGUUUCAAGAUUGGAAAGGCUGAAGAGAUCAAGGCAUCCACAUGAACAGAGUACUGGUGAGAAAGGGACAAAAUACUCGACAGAAGAUGAAGAUCUUCAUCGCGAGGGGCAACAAAAACGUAAACAAGAUUACGUAGUGGCCGAGUUACGUGAGAAAGCCGAGAUUAUUAGCAAAAGUGCCCGUAAAGGUCCUCAGGAUGUAACGUCAACCUUAUCUAGGAAUCAGAAUAUGGAAGACGAUCCAGAAGCCUCAAAAUACCUCGAGAAGAUCCGAGAUACCUCAACGUCUAAAGAGACAAGAGAGAAAAAGGAGCAACUUGAGACAAACACAGUCGUCGUAGACUUGCCUCCGCAAACCCCAAGGCAUAAAACGAGCGUGACAGUCAAACUCAAUCUGGAUAUGCAGAAGUCCAAGAUAGCUGUUGCAAAAGGUUCUGGUCUCCAAGGAAGACGAAAACCCACCACUGAACACAUCAGACGAAGUCUACUGCUGAGUGAUGAAGAGGAGCCCGAGGAUGCCUCGGCCAAAUUUGAUGCUGAUUUGGAAGAAGGAAUGGACGCCGACGACGAAGAUGAGCCAGCUACUCCAAAUGAGAUCACGCGCGUGGAAGCUGAUUUUAGCGAGAGUAUGGGUACUGCAGAAGCCAAAGUGAUGCCACAAAGCCACUUAGAAUAUGGUGAGCGAAUGGUCCUCGAGCGUCGAGGUAGCUUUGAUGGUUUAAUUCCGAGAAGCACUCCAAAACCUCGUAAACCAGCUUGGAAAAGCAAGACGUAUGGGGGUGUGGCGUUGCCUGCCUUUGCAGAGGCUAUGAAGGCUGGAAGUAAAAGUCUAAAGAAAACAGACACGGCCGAGAAACUGUUAACGGCGGAUGUCGUCAAACAGGCUGCAAUCAACAAACUGAACAGAGCUGCAAAGGAAGACAUUCCAGAAAAAGAACCGGAAAAACCUGCUUGGCUAGUUGAAGCCGAAGCUAGACGAAAAUUACAUGAUAAACGGCGGAAUGCUGGCGAUCGCGAGAAAAUCAAACCCAGUGAACCAGAUGAGCGAGUCAUUCCAAUACGUUUGAAAAAAACCGGAUCAAAGCUUCUAGAAGAAGACAUCGAUAAAAUAGCACAACUUCAAGAGGACAAUGAAGAUGAUUCACAGACUAAUAAAUUUGUAUUCAAGCUAAAGCCUACAGUGGGUAGAGGAGAAAAGCAGUCCUUUGAAUCGGAACCUACAAAGAUUUCAUUUCAACUGAAACCCACAGGAAUUCAGCUUGUUGAACCUGAGCAACCCAAGCAGGAGGCUGAAUCUACCGAGGCGCCCGUGACGGCUACUUUCGUAAAAGACUUUGAAACAGAGCCUCCAGUGUCCUCAAUUCGUUUACGGCACAUUUCAAAGCCCGAGCCAGUGGUGCAUCGUUUAGAAGAACAUGAGGAAAGAGUAACUCCAUCUGUUCGACUUAGGCAUAUUGCUCCAAAACAUGAGCCAGAACCUCGUGUAGAAGAGCAGGAAAAACCUUCACCUUCUUUUAGACUUCGUCACAUAACUCCGAAACCUGAGCCAGAAUCUCGGGUGGAUCAACAAGAGCGAGCUACUGUUCGUCUUGGUCGCAUUGCUCCUAAGCCAAUCGUCAAAGACUUUGAAUCAACACAGGAGCCUGAAUUAACGAUGAAGUUACGACUGAGAGGCAAAGCACCACCGAUUUACCCCGAUGAGGAAGACACGAAUGUGCAAAUCUCCCGUGUCAUUCCUUCUUCGAAACCAUCUCAAUCUCAAGACGAAUCUGCAGUAAGAAAAGCACAAACCCUAACGACGUAUGUAACACCAAAACCAGUUAAAGUUGUUGCUACUAAUGAAUACAGAGAACCAAAAGCCUUAGAGAUAGCACAGUUAAUUGAUCAACAACCAUUGCGAACAACACCAGAGAGUACAUCUUCUUUACCACAAACACGGUCCACGCCCAAGAACUUCUACAAAGUCACACCAAUUGGUUCAGAACCCACACGAAGAUUAUCAUACGGCUCUAGUCCUCGACUGUAUGAAGUACCAUCUGUUCCUACAUAUUCACAACCAUUAUCGCCAACAUCGUCAAAAACGUUUUCACCUCCAAUGUCUCCUACACUGAAAGCUACUCUCGUGGAGUCAACGCCCUCCAAUGGAUCAUCAAGAACGUUUUCACCUCCACCUAAAGCUACUGUUGUGUCACACCAACGUGUAGAGCCAACGCCCAUCUUCAGUGGAUCGUCAAGAAGGUUUUCAUCUCCAGUGUCUACAACACCAAAAGCUGACGUUGUGUCCUAUCGCGUUGAGCCAACGCCCACCUUCAGUGGAUCGACAAGAGCAUUUUCACCUCAAAUGUCUACAACGCCAAAAGCUACUUUAGUGUCCCACCGCGUGGAGCCAACACCUACCUCCAGUGGAAGGUCCAUGUUGCCUGCUAAAUCUAACCGAGGUAGGCGUAUAAGCGCUGAACGGUCGAAAACUGUAGUUGUAUCAGGAAGCGAGGUGCAACGUAUCAUUCCAGGAAGGAGGAUGAGUUAUGAUGACGCUACACGACACCCUGUUAGAAGGUCCUCUAGCUUGGAAUACCCAAGAAGUCAUGUGGAAAAGGCAGCCAAUGCUCAUUUGAAGCAUGCCGUAACUGUUGUGAAGGCUUCCAGUCUCCCUCAAAAAGCCAGGACAAUGUUGGCAACAGAACAGACGUACAGCCCUCGAUACACGACCUCAGUGGAGAGCUUUCCUACAGCAAAACAGGAUUUAUUUGACAGGAGAAAGCUUAGUUCGUCAAUAAGUGAACAAGAUUUCUUCGUACGGCCCAGAGGAUCGAUAUCUAACAAGGAGAAUGAACCCAGAAUAGUGACACAGAUGGAACCAAGGUGGAUGAGAGAGUUGCCUGACAGGACAUUUGCUGAUUAUGAUUCAUCGUAUGGUGAUAUCCAGGGUUUUGCUUCCCAGGCUGAUCGAAUGGAAGCUAUUGAACGACUUGAAAAAAGAUCAAGCAAGACUUCUUUUGACAGUGAUGAUGAAGUUCGUGAGAUACCAAAUUUUAUCAAAGAAUUCGAGAGGAAAAGGAGGAUGAAAACCCGAGGUUUUCGACUGAUUCAGCAAAGUUAUCCUCCAAAUGACCAGAGUUACGCUUGACGCAGCACUGCGAUGUAAUGUUUUAUGGCAGAGCAGAUCAUCUUUGGAAUAACAAAACAUAAUCGCCACUCUACAAUAUUUUCUUUUGAUGCACAAAGUAGAAAUUUGUAAAAUUAUUUUUAUACAUUAGAAUAAUUGCGUUUCUCAGAUGAAAUAGCACAAAUACAAGAUGAAAAUAUUUUUGAUACUUAAUAGAACUUCGAUAGUUGAUUAGUAAAAGCUAAUAUCAAUAAAUCAAUAAAGAUUUGUUGUUUCA